CGAUGACUUCGGCCUUGACUGAGGUUGCGUUACCAGAUGAGAUUGCUCUCCCUUCUGCUUUGAAUCUCGUGACCGCCUCAUCAUCAUCUUCAUCUUCUACGCAAACAACACCAACUAUUAAAGGGUCGACAAACGAGACAGGAGAAGUUAGAAAAGCGUAAUGGCUCUUCGGCUAUGAGACAUCGGAAGUCAUGGAUGGUAGACCGCGGGUAACCGCCUUCUCGCUUCUCGGAGUCGCUUUGUUAUUGUGGCUGUUUUCUGGAAGGAGCUCCUGCAAACCUGUGGGGAAAUGUGCGGGCAACAAGCCGUGCCAGUCUCCGAGACCUCCGGUGGUCCUCAUUCCGGGAGACCUGGGAAACCAACUGGAGGCCAAGCUGGAUAAACCCAGUGUGGUUCAUUACAUUUGUUACAAGAAGACAGACUCCUUCUUUACUUUAUGGCUCAACCUGGAGCAACUUGUGCCUGUUGCCAUUGACUGUUGGAUGGACAACAUAAGGCUGAUCUACAACAGAACCACACACACCACCUCAUCGCCUCCCGGGGUGAACAUCACCGUGCCGGGAUUUGGCCAGACAUCCUCGAUGGAGUAUCUGGACCCUAGUAAACGUGGUGUGGGGAUGUAUUUCUUUAAUAUCGCACAGGCACUGGUGGACUGGGGCUACACUCGAGGUGAUGACGUGAGAGGUGCCCCCUAUGAUUGGAGGAAAGCACCCAAUGAGAACAAGGAUUACUUCCUGGCAUUACAGAAAAUGAUCGAGGAGAUGGCGACGAAUGCGGGCGGGCCCGUGGUUUUGAUUGCCCACAGUAUGGGCAACAUGUACACAUUGUACUUCCUCAACCAGCAACCUCAAGCCUGGAAAGACAAACACAUUAAAGCGUUCAUCGCUCUGGGAGCGCCGUGGGCUGGCGUGGCCAAGACACUGCGUGUGAUCACCUCUGGCGACAAUAACAACAUCCCUGUCAUCAGACCGCUGAAGAUCCGCACUCAGCAACGUACAGCCGUGUCCACCUCUUGGCUCCUUCCUUAUUCCCACACCUGGCCUAAAGAUAAGGUUUUGAUCCAGACCCCCACCAUCAACUAUACCGUGAUGGACUACAAGCGACUAUACUUUGACCUCGGUUUCGAAGACGGCUGGCUGAUGCGUCAGGAUACGGAGUCGCUGCUCUUUGACCUCACACCCCCGGGCGUGCCCGUCCACUGCUUGUACGGCUCGGGGGUUCCCACCUCGGAAGCCUUCCAGUACAACUCCAAGUUCCCCGACGUGGAUCCCACUGUGGUGAUGGGCGAGGGCGAUGGGACAGUCAACCUGCUGAGCGCCAUGCAGUGCAAACGCUGGGUGGGUAGGCAGAAACAGCCGGUCACCUUGCACGAGCUUCCUGGGAACGAGCACGUCAACAUGCUGCUCAACGUCUCCACCGUGGCCUACAUCAAGAAGGUGCUCUUCUAGACUGCGGCAAGUUUGCCAACAUACAGAAGAACUCGUCUCGUCCAUUGUGCUGUUCAUCUUGACAUUUGCGCUGCUCUGUCAUUUGCUCGUGUGUACAAACGUGGGCGCAGCAGUGACCUUUUAACCUCCUGUAACAUCCAUUCGUGUUAUCUAAUUAAUGGCUGCUGCCCAAGUACUUUUUUUAAAUUAAAGAAAUUGUCAAUAAAUUUUGUAUCGUCAGAAUGUUUACGGCUGAAUCCUUUAGCUGUCCAAGAAGACAUUCAGAGUGCAGUUAAUUUGAUCAAGGAGGCAAAGCAAGGUGAAUGGAUAUAUAGCAUAUACUUCAUUCAGAUUUGAUCUUUAAAUCGGUCCAUAUUUUUAACAGUUUUUAAUCGUGUUUUCCCCAAAUUUUAAAUAUAAUUUGGAUUUAUAGGAGCUUCUGUGGCCUUUUACAUUUGUGUUCAUUUAGUGUGAUAUACUAUAAAUUCAGUUUUAAAUAAAUUCGGAUUUAUGUUUAUGAUUCAACACUCCAUAGUCCCUAAAUCAGGGAUUAUGAAUAUCAUAACAUAACAACUCUAAGGAAGAAACUUUCCAGAUGUUGAAAAGCUGUCAUAUCAUAAGUUGUCAUAUCAGUACAUGUUUUUGGGUUUGUUCGUCAGGACUGUUAAGGUCCCAACUGUUUCUCAUAUUUAACAUGAACUACACACUGGUUGCUGAUUAUUAUAUUUGUGUUUAAGAAGUAUUUUUAGGAAUACGUGUCUAAGAAUAUUUGGUUCUGUCGCUUAGAUUCUAUACUCGUCCCAGUAAACACUAAAGACUUAAUAUUUGGGUUGGUUCGUCAAACUAAAAUAUUGUCUACCUGGUUGAUUUGUAUGAAAUUGAUUUGACAGAACAUGGCACGCUGUUUUUUUUUUGUUGGAAAUCAAAUGACAUUAAGCCUUUGCAUGCUGCCUUUUAUUAUAUCGCAAUUUGAGAUGAUUUUUUUUGGCUCAAGACAAUCAAGUGUUGUGCUUCUCCAAAGGUGAUUGUGCUCGUGGUAAUGACGUCAUUCUCUAACUGGAGUAAUUGUAUUACCUGACUGAACAGUCAAUUAAAUACUACCAGUGAUAAA
Messenger RNA from Syngnathus typhle (broad-nosed pipefish), 2538 nucleotides. It is a transcript of the gene pla2g15, whose product is annotated as phospholipase A2, group XV. The record is from RefSeq and is a predicted model, not a curated record. Lineage: Eukaryota; Metazoa; Chordata; Actinopteri; Syngnathiformes; Syngnathidae. The coding region runs from base 192 to 1448 and encodes 418 amino acids. The transcript has 7 exons. Gene Ontology annotation, biological process: phosphatidylcholine metabolic process; ceramide metabolic process. Gene Ontology annotation, cellular component: lysosome.